CCCACUGACAGCCGGGGAAAAAAGCUCAAAGCUCUUGGUACGUUGUCCGCUAGAAUGCGCUAGAUCUGCUGAGCGUAUAUCGCCGCCAUUAUUAGCGGUAUUUCACAUCCGGAUUCCGGCUGAACAUUUAAGUUUGAGUUAGGUGUCCGACGAAAAUAGUUAUCGACCAUAACCUCAAGUACGGUGUUGACUACAGCAGUAAUGACGUCACGUUCGUAGAUCGGCGGUGGCCAUUUUCGUUUUAAUAUCGUGCAGUGGAGUCAACUAGCCGUCGUCGUCCAGCUGAGCUGUCAACGCGCGCGAGUUGGUUGGGUUCGCUUUAAGUGCGAAGUGCUGCGAGCUGAGCGAGCGAGGGAAGGAAGGGAAGGGUUGUGGUGAGGUGGUGAUAAAUUGAAUACGGUAUUAAAGUGUGCAAGCUUUUGGUAGGCGCCCCAUGGAUUAAACGUUUCAUUAAAUCUGGUGGUUCAAUAUCUCCUCUUGGUGUAGUUUUAAAACAACCUACUGGAUAUUGGGAUGGCAGGGCAGACUAUUAACGACAGGCUGCUAGCAGCAAGGCACAGCAUCGCCGGUCAGGGACUAGCAAAGUCCGUCUGCAAGGCCACUACUGAGGAGCUUAUAGGACCUAAAAAGAAGCACUUGGACUAUUUGAUACAUUGCACGAACGAACCAAAUGUUUCGAUACCACAACUUGCGAAUCUGCUCAUUGAGCGAUCGCAAAAUACAAAUUGGACUGUCGUUUUUAAGGCCCUUAUCACGGUGCAUCAUAUGCUCUGCUAUGGAAAUGAGAGGUUUACUCAGUACCUUGCAUCGAGCAACAGUACCUUUCAGCUCAGCAGUUUUUUGGAUAAAAGUGGAGUACAAGCUGGAGCACGUGUGGGAUAUGACAUGUCACCGUUCAUAAGGCGGUACGCCAAAUACUUGAAUGAAAAGGCACUUUCUUAUAGAACGGUUGCAUUCGACUUUUGCAAAGUCAAACGAGGCAAGGAAGAUGGAACUCUCAGGACAAUGAAUGCAGAAAAAUUGCUCAAAACUCUACCUGUCUUACAGGCACAACUUGAUUCAUUGUUAGAGUUUGACUGUACGGCCAACGAUCUUACAAAUGGUGUUAUAAAUAUGGCCUUUAUGCUUCUCUUUAGAGAUCUCAUUCGUUUAUUUGCCUGUUAUAAUGAUGGUAUUAUUAAUCUACUAGAAAAGUACUUUGACAUGAAUAAAAAACAAUGCCGAGAUGCGUUAGAUCUGUAUAAAAAGUUUCUUAUAAGAAUGGAUAGAGUUGGUGAAUUCUUGAAGGUUGCAGAGAAUGUUGGUAUCGACAAAGGGGAUAUACCGGAUCUCACCAAGGCUCCUAGCAGUCUGCUUGAUGCGCUGGAACAGCAUCUUGCAUCUGUAGAAGGAAAGAAAGGAUCUGCUGCAAAUACACCUACGCAAACAGCUAGCAAUAGAACGAAUGUAAAGUCUGGAGUGUCCGCCCUGUCUUCCACCAGCACGGCGUUUGGAACAGCAGCCAGCAACGCUCGGCUCGAUCAAACCGGAAAUGGUCACAUAGAUGAGGCACUACGGCAGCAGGCUCUCGCCGAAGAGGAAGCAGCUAUGAAUCAAUACAAGGCCAAAGUACAGUCACCAUCGGGCGGUCCAAGCACUAAUCCUUUUCUCAGCUCACCAACGAAUAAUUCUAAUCAGCCGAUCGUUGACUUAUUCAGCGCAGCGCCGGCGACUGAUAAUCAGGCCCAGAAAGCAUCGGAUGAUUUGCUACAAUUAGCAGGGAAUCCUUUCGCAGAUAUGUUUGGUAACGGUCAACCACAACAGCCACAACCUGCACCUGUUCAAAACAAUAUGUGGAUGACUAACGGUAAUGGUUUUGGAGCUCCACCACCUGCAAAUAAUACCUUUGUUACAGAUAACAAUUUUUCAUCGGUAUUUGGAAAUCAACAAGAUCAAUCAACUGCUGCCGCAGGAUUAGCUGGAUCCGUACCCAAUCCGUUUAUGUCAGAUUUCCCUGGUUCUGGUCCCCAAUCAAUCAAUGCGGCUAAUAUCGGCCUAUUCGAUAACGAUGCAAAUCUAUCGGCGAAUGAAUCCCAAGCCGCUUCCGGAGACCUGUUCAGUGCUGGUGGUCAGGCAGAUUUCUUUGGGGGCGACGGUACAGUGCUAAAUUCCAUGGACGGAGGCAACGGAGACGCAGUUCUUGGGUCAUUACCAGGUGCGGCGUCCUCCGGAGCCCUCGGAUCUGGAAAAUCCACUGCCACGCCGCCACCCAGACCCCCGCCUCCCUCGAGUGCGUCGAAUGGUACACCACGCGCAAUGUCACCUGCUAUCGGAGGGACAUCGUCUGGUAGGCCAACGGCUGCUGCACCUAGCAAGAGUGCUUUUGACGAUCUCAAUGAUAGUAUUCGAAUGGCCCUGGGUGGGUCUCCGUCCCGUCCAGCUCCGGUUCUUCAACAACUUCCUCCCACUGCUUCUUCUCAACAAAAAUCCCUACAGCAACAGCAAACUGCUCAGCAAGGAUUCGCUAUGUUUGAUAUGGGCGGUAGUUUGGGGGGUGUUGGUCAACCCGUAAUGGGGGGAACCAACCCCCCUAACUACGGCGGUCCUUCCCAAGCCCAAAUUCCCUCGGGGUACGGUUCCCCGGCAAAGCAGCCGUUGUCAGGUUUUGACGGUAUGGGCUCGGUGCUGAAGCCAUCCACCACUGUGUCUGGAGCUAAUAACGUUUCAGCAGCUGGUCAGACAGCAAAUACUGGAACUGGAGGGAAGGUGCUCACGGGUGAUCUGGAUAGCAGUCUCGCCAGUCUCGCGCAAAAUCUUUCCAUCAACAAGAGCGCUCAACAACAAGUCAAAGGAAUGCAAUGGAACUCUCCGAAAAAUGCUGCUAAGACCGGAGGGCAGACGGGUUGGACGCCUCAACCAAUGGCAGCGACUACAGGUGCUGGUUACAGGCCGAUGGGCCAAGGAAUGACACAACUUCCUCCAACACCUAGUAUGGGCUUCCCCACCCAGACUACUAUGACUCUGGGUAUGCAAGGUAUGCCGAUGGGUAUGCAGGGCAUGCGGCCAAUGAUGGGUGCAAUGCCUGGUGCUCCUGUUGCAAGUGGUGGUAUGAUGGUUACGGGGGGAACUGCGCCCACUAUGAUGGGUGCUCCCAGUCCCAUGAUGGGAGCUCCCCUACAGCAGCAACAAACUCAUAGCACUGUUCAAUCGCAAGCAAACGCUGUACAACUUGAUCCUUUCGGUGCUCUGUGAGGGGACUAGGAAUUCAAUUGGAAUUAAGAAGAUGAUGGGAGCCGAAAUUUUGUAAAUACUGUGUAAUAUGCCUUCUAUAUAUUCUGCUUCCAUUCCUUUUACCAGUCCUUGUCACGUCAUUAGGUAGACAUCAACUCUGUCGGACACCCACUUCGUCUUCGAUAUGCACCCUUAUCCCAUCGUCCCUUUGUGAAUACAGCCAAUAUUUCUAUUUUAUUUUAUUAUUUUUUCCUCAAUAUUUUUUUUUUGUCUCUUGAGUCAUAUAAAUAUAUACAAUUAUUACAAAUGUAUAACAUUCAUCGUUGUCUGCAGAUGGCACGUUUAUUUGCCAUUUGAGAAAAAAAUUUUCAUCGUUACAUAUAUGCAUUAAAUAUAGUGGCCUGUAGUUCUUAUACGGAAUUAUCUUUGGUCAAAUGUUCAUCUUUUUUUCAUCACUUUUUUUUCUUCUUUUUCCUUUUACAUAUUUAAAUUAGGAGCUGUAGGAAGAAAAAGAAGAAAAAGUCAAUUUAAAAAGAAUUUUUUUCUCAUUUUUUUUCGAUACUUUAACGUGGUAUUUUCUAGGUAUUUACUGUUUGGUUCGUUAGCGACGAUGUGAGUUGUCUUGGAUUCAAUUGAAGGUAUGAUCUAUUGUGAAUAACCGUUGCUCUGUUAUCAUUAUCAUAAUCAUUGUUAUUAUUAUUAUAAUUUGUAAAUGUGGAUUCAUUCAAAUUUGUACAGCUCUGAAUAUUUAGGCGAAACGUUACAAAAAUCAUUUCCUACAGUCAUUCUAUAUUUUUAUUCCGUACUAAUUCAAGUUAUGGAAUUGUGCCAGUCAUUCAUAAUUGCCUUUUCUUUUUCUUCUUCUUACAUUUUUUUUUUUCUCUAUAAUUUUAAAUAGAUAAAAGUAGCAGCGAAUGAUGAUCGAAUGUCGAGAAAAUGUACUCUGCAUUCCUAAUCACGAUUAUUAUAUCUGAUAUGCAGAAUAUUGUUGUAUAUUAUUAUUAUUAUUUUUAAUAAUAUUUUUUUCUCAAACCAUUAUUAUUCUUUAUUUUUUUAAAUUAAGUUAGAGGUAUCUCUCGGCCAAGGACAUUGAGAUAUACAUUAUAGAACAACACAUUAACGAAAUAAUCGUUUGUUGAAGUAUUAAAUAUAUUAUUUUUUAAUAAUAAUAACAACGAUAAUGAUGAUAAAUAUUAUUAUUUUGUUAUUAUUAUUACUAUUAUCAUUAUCUAUAAUAAAAUGAAUUCUAUAUUAUAACGACAUACAUAAGAUAAUAUGAUAUAUUGUACUAUGAUUCUACGAUACACACAUACACAUAGUUAUUAUAUUAUAUAUAAACGAAGAAGUUAAUCGGUGGUUCUCCCAUUAAUGUUCUGUCGCUGUACUGUUCCGAUAUGUCUUAACUAGUUAGUAAAUUAAUAAUUAUGUGAACAAGAACGGUUUAUUACUAUUAUUAUCAAUUAUUAUUAUUAUUAAUAUUAUUAUCAUUAUUUAUAUAAAGAUAGGAUUAUGAUACUCAUGUUAACUAUAUAUAAAUACAAUUAUCAGAAUCGAUGAUUCAAAAAAAAAAAAAAAACGAAAAAAAACCCAUAUAUUAUAUAUAUUGAAAUAGUUGAUGUAUCUCACCGUAAAUUAUACAUACAUACAGUUUAGCUUGGAGUACGCAGAUAUUGCGCUAACCAAUUCUGGCUGUGGUUAAGAAAAGAAAAAGAAAUUUUGGUUUUCAGAUCGAUUUUAUUUCUUUUUCAUUCCUCUUCGUGGUAAAAAAAUCGUGGUAUGAUUGAUUGAAUAUGAAAUAGUAUAAACGGUUCUGCUGCAUGAUGCUCUAAUUAGUGUGUGUAAUGGGACAAAAAAUAGCAUAAAAUAUAUCGUAAUCACCUCGAACGAUAAUUAGUUUUUCUUUUAUCGUUAAUUAAUACCGAUUUGCGAAUAGCGUUUUUUUCUUCUCUCUUUCUCUUUUUGGUUGGUUGAUAAUUGCGUGCUGUAAGCGAACGAUUGAGAAAUGUUGUAGUGAAUAUCUAUAUUCGCGUAAAUGGGCUAAAAUAUAUGUAGGUAUAUAUGUAUAUAUAUGAACGAAAAGAAAAAGAUUUGUAUAUAUGUAUGUAUAUAUCCACAUGAUGUAAAGUACAUAGAAUCGUCGGAGGGAACAAAAAAAAGUAAUGAAGAUUUCGAACGACGUGCAGUGCUAGUCUGUUUAAAAAACUCAUCCAUACACACGAAUAAGGUCUUUGUCGAAGAGCUCCGGUACCUUCAUGUGUAUGAUGAAAUUACAUGUUACUGUUAUCAAGUGUCGUCAAUUGAUACUGGGGCGGAUGGGUGCGCGAAAAAAUGUUUAAUUUUAAUCGAAAAUCAAUAUCCGCAAUAUUCAAUAUCUGUCGACCGUUAUUCAAUCGGCUGUUCAUAAAAAUGGUCGUAGUUUAGAAGUUGUGGGGAGAUGAAAUAAAAUUUAGAAAAUA
Athalia rosae (coleseed sawfly) is the source of this 5666-nucleotide messenger RNA. RefSeq names its product phosphatidylinositol-binding clathrin assembly protein LAP (gene lap). NCBI's taxonomy places the organism in Eukaryota, Metazoa, Arthropoda, Insecta, Hymenoptera, Athaliidae. The coding region runs from base 514 to 3231 and encodes 905 amino acids. Gene Ontology annotation, molecular function: phosphatidylinositol-4,5-bisphosphate binding; clathrin heavy chain binding; SNARE binding. The record is from RefSeq and is a predicted model, not a curated record. Gene Ontology annotation, biological process: clathrin-dependent endocytosis; clathrin coat assembly; synaptic vesicle budding from presynaptic endocytic zone membrane. Gene Ontology annotation, cellular component: extrinsic component of presynaptic endocytic zone membrane; synaptic vesicle; clathrin-coated pit. The transcript is spliced from 21 exons.